GGUUUGCACUUUGCUCUGGUGGGCUCUUUAAAUGAGAUAUGUGCCAGCUCUGCCCUCACCAGUUCUGAAUAGGGUUCUCCAUUCUCAAACACGCAGGCGGAUGUUGGCAGGGAUGAGAUGCAGGCGCCUGACCUGGAGACGGAGGAUGCGUGGCUCGCGGUCGAAGGGCCCAUCUCCAUCGUGGAACUGGCCCUGGAGCAGAAGCCCAUCCACUACCCGCUGGUGGAGCACCACUCCGUCCUGUGCUCCAUCCUGUACGCGGUCAUGCGGUUCUCUCUCAGGGCCGUGAAGCCACUGUCGCUUUUCGACAGUAAGGGGAAAAAUGCAUUUUUCAAAGACCUAACUUCAAUUCAGUUACUACCCAGUGGAGAAAUGGAUCCAAAUUUCAUUUCUAUACGACAACAGGUAAAUUAGUUACUGGGCUUUGUUUUUGUUUCUUGGGGAAAAGGUAGUAAA
Molecule: messenger RNA, 456 nt
Organism: Myotis brandtii (Brandt's bat)
Lineage: Eukaryota; Metazoa; Chordata; Mammalia; Chiroptera; Vespertilionidae
Product: rab3 GTPase-activating protein non-catalytic subunit-like
Exons: 2
Coding region: 118-414 (98 amino acids)
Source: RefSeq, a predicted model, not a curated record